Molecule: messenger RNA, 1229 nt
Organism: Laetiporus sulphureus 93-53
Lineage: Eukaryota; Fungi; Basidiomycota; Agaricomycetes; Polyporales; Laetiporaceae
Product: DUF1769-domain-containing protein
Exons: 4
Coding region: 158-1009 (283 amino acids)
Source: RefSeq, a predicted model, not a curated record
GGGCAUGACAACGUGAGCGGUCGAGUGACCAUAUCUGCCCAUCAUGCCUGUGCUGCUCCUUCCCAGCACCCUCCCAAUUCAUCGCUUCGCACUUGAAUAGCUGGUCUAUCCGUUAUCUGCUUUAUUCUUCUCGGUUUGUGCGCUCAGACAGGAGAAUAUGCCUCGUUUGCGCAUCCUUGCUGGUCCUUCCAUCGAGGAAGUGGUGCCCGUCGUCGCGAACUCGGAUCUUCCGCUCGAUGUGAAGAGCGACGCGUUCGAGGGGAAGAUAUUGGUGUAUAUUAAAGGGUUUGCCGACGCGAAAGGGCAGGUUCGGGAUAGCCCGUAUUUCAAGAAGCGGCCGGACGUUACGUGGAGCUUCCAGGUGCAAGGCAGGUUCCUGCGCCCGUACAACGCAGAUGACAUUAUGUUUGGGAACGUGUUCGAGAGGCCGCUGCAGCUUCCAUGGGGCUUCAGCGCUGCUCUCAAGUUCAUGAAAUACGUCGACCCGACGCUCGACCAGGAUCUCGCAUCCUCGAGCAAACCAUGGGCACUCUCUCCGUUCGUUUCGACUAUGCCGUAUCUCGAACAUAGAAGGAUAGAAGUCAAAGAAGGAACGCCGCCUUUCCCACUGGAGCAUGUCGUGGGAAAUGACAUCUCUCAGCUUUCCUUUCAGGUUGAGUCAAAAGAUGGGAACAAGCGGCAGCAAGUUGCCAAGGACCGGCGGUCCUUCUUCAAGGAUGCUAUCAAACGCAAGGAGGUCAUCUUUGGUCCAGCCGAUCUCUUCAUGACGGACUUUUGCUAUGACUAUUUGCGUUUCAGCCCGGACGGCGUUGACCUUCGGCUUCCCGGAGGCAUCUCUAUAGACAUGAUGAAGUAUUGGGAUGGGCAGCCCGUGCGGUUUGUGUGCUGCGAGCGGGCGCGUAAAGGAGAGAACGCGGAGGGGGUGCCUUGGGGAAGGGUUCUCUGGUGCAUUGUCAUUGAGGCGGUCCAGGAAGAUGAAGAAGAGGACGAGGAUGCGGAUAUUGAAUGAUAUUUUGGACAUUCUGGGACGGACGAGCUGGCCCUGCGGACUUGCGCAUGGAUCUUCUGUAAUAAUUUGUGACACUAUAAGAGCAAGAUGUGUACGUAGACUUAAAAGCUUGCAUGGCCGGCACAACAUGCCUCUUCACAGCUCUUAGCAUGUAACCGAUCAUGCACAUGUAUGAAGCGAUCAGAUGCCCACAGAUCAAUUGCGGCUUUCUACUGCGCUG